AUGACCACCAACCCAGUAGUUCAAAAAGCAGUAGAUCUGCAGCGAUGGCCACAUGCCAAACUUCUGGUUCACACCUGCAACCAGUUCCUUCAGGAAAUCCGAGAUCUUACUCCAGGCCCUGAGCUCGAAGCUCGCCUGAACCGUGAAUAUGGUCCUGGGCAUCCAUACUAUGAAGAUAUGUGUAAACUUGUCAAAUUAGGCUUGGAAGAAGGCUGGGUUGCCAGUGAGCCACUGGAUGGCCCCAAAUAUCGCCGAAGCCGCGUCGCCACUCCAGGCCCCGAGAACAAUUAUAUGAGCAUCACCACUGUCUUCUUCGAUACCAAUGAUGUAUAUUCCGGGCAGCCGCAUUCCCAUCCAUACGGAGAAAUAAACUGUGUCAUUCCUCUUAAUCCUGGGGCCGAACUGGAGGGAUUUCAAGGCUGGCAGGGUGCCGGUUGGACCAGUCCCUCUGCUGGAACAUGUCACUAUCCCCGCGCGAGAGGCGGCGCUGUAGUGGCCUUGUUUUUUUUGCCUGCAGGGAGGAUUUCUUAUAACGUGGAUUUAUGA
Molecule: messenger RNA, 546 nt
Organism: Aspergillus tanneri
Lineage: Eukaryota; Fungi; Ascomycota; Eurotiomycetes; Eurotiales; Aspergillaceae
Exons: 3
Coding region: 1-546 (181 amino acids)
Source: RefSeq, a predicted model, not a curated record